Molecule: messenger RNA, 2442 nt
Organism: Rangifer tarandus platyrhynchus (Svalbard reindeer)
Lineage: Eukaryota; Metazoa; Chordata; Mammalia; Artiodactyla; Cervidae
Source: the annotation of a GenBank genome assembly
AUGUCGGAGGCGGGCGGGCCCGCGCCGGGGGCGCUCCCGCUGCCUCCCGCACCCCCGCAGGGCCCCCCGGGCGCGGCGGCCGGGGGCGCGGGCUCCUGCGGGCCGGCCGCGGCGGGGGCGGCGGCGGGCGCGACCGAGGGCCCGGGCGGCGGCGGCUCGGCCCGGAUCGCCGUGAAGAAGGCGCAGCUGCGCUCCGCCCCGCGGGCCAAGAAGCUGGAGAAACUCGGGGUGUACUCCGCCUGCAAGGCAGAGGAAUCUUGUAAAUGCAAUGGCUGGAAAAACCCCAAUCCUUCGCCCACUCCCCCCAGAGCCGACCUGCAGCAGAUCAUCGUCAGCCUGACAGAGUCCUGCCGGAGCUGCAGCCACGCCCUCGCUGCUCAUGUGUCGCACCUGGAGAAUGUGUCGGAGGAGGAGAUGAACAGGCUGCUGGGGAUCGUCUUGGAUGUGGAGUAUCUCUUCACCUGCGUCCACAGGGAAGAGGAUGCUGACACCAAGCAGGUUUAUUUCUACUUGUUCAAGCUCUUGAGGAAGUCUAUUUUACAAAGAGGAAAACCUGUGGUUGAAGGCUCUUUGGAGAAGAAGCCCCCUUUUGAAAAACCUAGUAUUGAACAGGGUGUGAAUAACUUUGUACAGUACAAAUUCAGUCACCUGCCACCCAAAGAAAGGCAAACGAUCGUUGAACUGGCAAAAAUGUUCCUGAACCGCAUCAACUAUUGGCAUCUGGAGGCACCAUCUCAGCGAAGACUGCGCUCUCCCAACGACGACAUCUCUGGGUACAAGGAGAACUACACCAGGUGGCUCUGUUACUGCAACGUGCCCCAGUUCUGCGACAGCCUGCCGCGGUACGAGACGGCCCAGGUGUUCGGGAGGACGCUGCUGCGCUCCGUCUUCACUGUUAUGCGGCGGCAGCUGCUGGAGCAGGCGAGGCAGGAGAAGGACAAACUCCCGCUGGAGAAGCGGACUCUGAUCCUCACGCACUUCCCGAAGUUUCUGUCCAUGUUAGAAGAAGAAGUUUAUAGUCAAAACUCUCCCAUCUGGGAUCAGGAUUUUCUCUCAGCUUCUUCCAGAACCAGCCAGCUUGGAAUCCAAACAGUUAUCAGUCCACCUCCCGUGGCCGGGACAGUGUCCUACAAUUCCAGCUCCACUUCCCUUGAGCAGCAGAAUGGAGGGAGCACCAGCCCAUCCUGUCGAGGCGUGUCCGGGCUUGAGACAAACCCAGGAGAAAAGAGGAAAAUGAACGACUCUCAUAUUUUGGAGGAGACCAAGAAGCCCCGGGUGAUGGGCGAUAUCCCACUGGAGUUAAUCCACGAGGUCAUGUCCACCAUCACAGACCCCGCGGCAAUGCUUGGGCCAGAGACCAACUUUCUGUCGGCGCACUCGGCCAGGGACGAGGCGGCCAGACUGGAGGAGCGGCGGGGUGUGAUCGAGUUCCACGUGGUGGGCAACUCCCUGAGCCAGAAGCCCAACAAGAAGGUGCUCAUGUGGCUGGUGGGGCUGCAGAACGUGUUUUCACACCAGCUGCCGCGCAUGCCCAAAGAGUACAUCACGCGGCUCGUCUUCGACCCGAAACACAAAACCCUUGCUUUAAUCAAAGACGGCCGUGUCAUUGGCGGUAUCUGCUUCCGGAUGUUCCCGUCCCAGGGCUUCACAGAGAUUGUUUUCUGCGCCGUAACCUCUAACGAACAAGUCAAGGGCUAUGGAACACACCUGAUGAACCACCUGAAGGAAUACCACAUAAAACAUGACAUCCUGAACUUCCUCACCUAUGCAGAUGAAUAUGCAAUUGGAUAUUUCAAGAAGCAGGGUUUCUCCAAAGAAAUUAAAAUACCUAAAACCAAAUAUGUUGGCUACAUCAAGGAUUAUGAAGGCGCCACUUUAAUGGGAUGUGAGCUAAAUCCACGGAUCCCAUACACCGAGUUCUCUGUCAUCAUUAAGAAGCAGAAGGAGAUCAUUAAAAAGCUGAUAGAAAGAAAACAAGCCCAGAUUCGGAAAGUCUACCCUGGACUUUCCUGUUUUAAAGAUGGAGUUCGGCAGAUCCCGAUAGAAAGCAUUCCUGGAAUUCGAGAGACUGGCUGGAAACCGAGCGGAAGAGAGAAGAGCAAGGAGGCCCGGGACCCCGAGCAGCUAUACAGCACGCUCAGGAGCAUCCUGCAGCAGGUGAAGAGCCAUCAAAGCGCUUGGCCCUUCAUGGAACCUGUGAAGAGAACAGAAGCUCCGGGAUAUUAUGAAGUUAUAAGGUUCCCCAUGGAUCUGAAAACCAUGAGUGAACGCCUCAAGAAUAGGUACUACGUGUCUAAGAAAUUGUUCAUGGCAGACUUGCAGCGAGUCUUUACCAAUUGCAAAGAGUACAACCCCCCUGAGAGUGAAUACUACAAAUGUGCCAAUAUCCUGGAGAAAUUCUUCUUCAGUAAAAUUAAGGAAGCUGGAUUAAUUGACAAGUGA